Molecule: messenger RNA, 507 nt
Organism: Rotaria socialis
Lineage: Eukaryota; Metazoa; Rotifera; Eurotatoria; Philodinida; Philodinidae
Source: the annotation of a GenBank genome assembly
AUGAAUGAUAAUCAAUCACUACAAACAGAUUUAAUACUACAAAAAAUGAUUGAUGUAUUGAACAAAUUUGAAGAAAAAAUUCAAGAUAAGAUUGGUCGUUUGGAAUCGAAAUUCGAUCAAAAGUUCGACCGAUUAUCUCAAAAGGUUGACAAUCUUUAUGAGCGUGGUGCUGCAUCUUCCAUAUUGUUCCACUUCAACACCCAUCAUUAUCUCGAUGCACCAUUUUCACCAACGAGUCGAUUAUUUGAUUCUCAUUUUUCAGAGAAGUCAAAAGUGUCAUUUGGAUUUUUUGCUCAAGAAAUUCAUAAGCGGUAUUCUCAUUUGUGGACAAAUAUUUAUGAACAAAUGGAUGUAUCUUUACGACCGAAACAAAUCGAAGUCGAUGUACUUGGAUUUGCCUAUGAAAAAACUACUAACACAAUAAUGAUUGGCGAAGUAACUACAUCAAUUAUUGAUUUUGAUCAUCAAUAUUUGGUUCAACUUGAACAGGCCAAUUCAAAAUUAUAA